AUGGACCCAGACACCUCGGAAGCACUGCAAUCGACAACAACUGGACGCUAUCAUGUCAGGAAAUUGCGUUCCCCAAGAUCAUCUCUCAGUGUCACCACUGAACUGUUCCCAAUUUGCGAACCGACACCGAAAGGUCCACGGAUUGUCUCGGAACAAGCUUGUGAGAACUGUAGGAGAGUCAAACGUCGAUGUGAUGGGACAAAGCCCUGCUGUGGACGAUGCUCUGGAACGAAUAGAAAGUGCGUUUGGGGAGAGCGACGACUGAAGACCCCUGCUGUCGCUACUCCUCCCACAUUACAGAAGGAUGGCAACUCGGCACCUAAACGUAGAAAAACCAGUGAAUCUGAAUCACAAUCACCUGUGUCAUAUCUAGAAACCCCCUCUACUGCUACUGUAACGACUGGUCUCGUUGAGUCUCCAAGGCCAUACACGCCAGACUGGAUUACAGUUAAGAACGAGUACCAUGAUAUAGGAGAAGAUCCCUCAACCGAUUACUUUCAGGCACCUACCAUUACUGAAGCAUUUGGGUAUGCGGCAUUUGGUAAUCAGACUAAAGCCGCUGAACCAUGGUUUAUUCGUAAUGAAAGUAAUGACAAGACUUUGGACUCGAGUGUAUGGUUUAUAAAUCCACGUAUACAUCCGGCCGAGCUUCCACUGAUAGCACCUGUAACUAAUACUUCAUAUGAAUCAUCAUAUUCGUAUAUUGUUGGUACUCCACCUCUUGCUAUGAUAUCAGGACCCAUGAAGCAGGGUUCAUUUGGAUAUGAUGUGCCUCAGGCAAAACCCGAAUUCGAGAUGGUAGAGCAUCAGCCAUCUCCACAUCAGUAUCAACCAGAAAUGUUUAGGAGAGAGAUCGUGCCUGUAGCAGAGACCGCAAGCCAGGACGAGGAACAGCUGAUGCAACUUAAUCGUCGUGAUAUAGCUCGAUCACAGUCAGUUGAUAUGGCAAGACUGAUGGUGCCUUUGAAACAAAUUACAGAAAAAGUCUCGAAUUAUGUAAAUACCGACGAACUACUGCAGUCCUUUUUCCGAUCAAGCUGGUUUAACGUCGGGCAUCGGCCACUGCAUCCCCGAGUGUUUAAAGCCAGCUUUCAGUCUCAGCAUCCGGUACUUCAAAAUGCGGUUAUGGCUCUAGGUGCCAUGAACAGCCGACAGCCGAUACUUUUGUCGAUGGAAUAUUCGAAACGUGGUCUACCGUUUUAUAAACAGGCGCUCAAGAUACUGGAUGAUACGUUACAGGGGAAGGAACAACUUGUUGAUGCACAUGUAGUGGCCGCGUGCUUGCUAUACCGUUUUGCAUACGCAAAUAGUGACCUCACAGGAUUUUUCACCCAUUUACACUCUGCAUGCAACUUGGCACUGUCACUUCAAUUCCAUGUGGAUCCAGACGACUUAGAAGCAAACGGAUACGGACAACAACAGCAAAUGACGUGGCUGCAGAAGAAUACUCGUCGAGAAGUGUUUUGGAAUUUGUAUCAUUAUGAGAGACUCAUGGCUAAAUUGCUCAGACAUACUGUUGUCAUGUUACCAGAAACAGACCCUGACAACAUGCCUAGAGUGAGGUACCCAGCUGCUGAUGGGACGAAACUUAGACUGCAGUCAGAGAAUGGAGAUGUUGAGCUUGAUUUUGCACAGGAACAUAAUUUAUGUAUUUUGGAUUCGCAGGUUUCGGUGUUGUGGGAGAAGGCUUAUAAAUGGCUGUCUAUAUAUUCCUCUGAAACAUACCCUACAUAUGACUUUAGCUUUGAUCGUGUUGCUGGCGAGACGGAAUUCCCAAGUAAUGACAAGACGAGAUGGCUUGUGAUCGAUUAUUUGGACGAACUUCCGAAACUGAAUCUAGAGUUUUCAACCUGGUACAUCAAUCUGCCUCAUUGGGCCAAAGAUGUAACUGGUCGCGCUGCUCCCUAUAUUGCAGAAACGCAAAAGGUUGCUGCUCAGGGACAGCCAAGAUCUAUACCGGAUGAUUCAGAGUUAUGGCAUCUGGUUUGCACGCACUUGUUUUAUAAUAUGGCUGUCAUAAUGCUCAACAAAUCACAAAUGAUAUUCGUAAUGCGCACACGUCCAACAGUACAAUCCCUUAUCGAUCCAUCUGUAAUAUACAUUAAAGCCGCUGCUCUCCGCAUCUGUAAACUCGUGUCACAAGUAACUCUACCUCUCGACCGUCACUGGCACAUGGUACCGUGUCGAGCACUACAUACUGUAAUGGAAGCUGCACAAGCACUAUGCAUGAUUGCAGCAUACUUGCCUUUAAUUGGAGAAUCUGGACGUGUAGAAGCUGGACGUCUACUGGAUGAAGUGGACUUGACGCUUGGAGCGCAAGUCAGGCUGGUUGCUGAUGGGACUAAUGAGUUGGUUGAUAUGGUUGAUACCAGUAAGAAGGUCGCUGUGAGGAUACAGCAAGCCAUCAAUCAGUCUUGGGAGUCCAUCAUGUCUACUCCCAAACCGCAACGAGUGAGGACUACGUCUGCAUAG
This is a messenger RNA of Synchytrium microbalum, 2472 nucleotides long. RefSeq lists its product as uncharacterized. Gene Ontology annotation, molecular function: DNA binding; zinc ion binding; DNA-binding transcription factor activity, RNA polymerase II-specific. Gene Ontology annotation, biological process: DNA-templated transcription; regulation of DNA-templated transcription. The transcript has 7 exons. NCBI's taxonomy places the organism in Eukaryota, Fungi, Chytridiomycota, Chytridiomycetes, Synchytriales, Synchytriaceae. The coding region runs from base 1 to 2472 and encodes 823 amino acids. Gene Ontology annotation, cellular component: nucleus. The record is from RefSeq and is a predicted model, not a curated record.